Molecule: messenger RNA, 898 nt
Organism: Vicia villosa (hairy vetch)
Lineage: Eukaryota; Viridiplantae; Streptophyta; Magnoliopsida; Fabales; Fabaceae
Product: mediator of RNA polymerase II transcription subunit 28-like
Exons: 4
Coding region: 216-638 (140 amino acids)
Biological process (GO): regulation of DNA-templated transcription
Cellular component (GO): mediator complex
Source: RefSeq, a predicted model, not a curated record
UUGAAAUGCGUUUCUGCUUAUUCUCGUAUCUAACUGGUUUAGUUGUUUUGGAAUGGGAAGAAAACUGAGAAUAUCAUAGACAUUCCCACGCCCCGAUUCAUCUGAAAAGAGAACAGAACACCAACAGAAAUCCCAUUCCUGACCGUGCGCCGCCACAGAACCAGUCGUCGUUCACCUCUUCCCACUCACCAUCUUCUUCGCAGCAGUUUGAAAAUAUGGGUGACCAACAGAACACAGUUGAUCAACAGCCGCCAUCUUCUCCUCUUCCUCCUCCUCCUUCAAAGGAUGAUAUGAUUUCUUGUGUUAUGGCUUUGGAGGCUGCUUUGCUUCCCUGUUUGCCUGCCAGAGAACUUCAAGCCAUAGACCGCUCUCCCCAUCCUUCUCAUCAAAUUGAUGUGGAUCGCCAUGCUAGAGAUUUUAUGGAGGCUGCCAAGAAACUUCAACUUUAUUUUAUUAGUCUGCAACGAGAGGAUAAGCCAACCAAAGCUGAAACGCUUAAAAAGGAGAUUGCUCUUAUGGAAGAUGAGCUUAACGAAAAAAAUGAGCUGAUCAAAAAACAAGAACAAUUGAUCCUGGAGUGGAAAAAAGAGCUGACAGAUCAAUUGGACAAACACAAUACUGAGUUGAACAGAGUUUAGUUUAAGAUUUUAUUCGAAGCUUCUUUAAAUAUUUAAAAAAUUAAUGGCCCUUUUUUUACUCAAUAGCAAUUUGUAAAAUAUGAUGUGUCUUCUAUGGGCAACCGGGGAGAAUGAAAUUACUCAGAAAUCUGUUUGGUGAAUUGAAAUGUAACUUGUUAAUUAGAAUUUAAAGAAAUGAUGAUGUUCCAUUUCAUUCAACUUCAUUUUGACCUAUAUCAUUAAUCCAAACAUACCUGUCUUUCAGCAGUAGAUAUACUCUU